GAUUGUGAUGAUCCAGAUUACAGCGGAAUGGUUGCCAUGCAAAUAACCGAAUUUGGAAUUAAGGACGUUUAUUGCGACAUCGGAUGGAUUAUUGUGAUGAGAAGGUAUAACAGUACGAUGGAUUUUCACAGGAACUGGGCCGAGUACAAAAAUGGCUUUGGUGACCCACGUGACCAGUUUUGGAUGGGAAACGAGGCUCUCCACGCGUUAACCAAUCAGGGGAACUAUUCCAUGCAGAUUGACAUGCUGUCUUGUAAUGGAAACUCCUACUACGUCCGAUGGGACCUAUUUCGGAUCGAAAACGAAACCCAAAAGUAUGCAGUAGAAGCUAUCAGCGUGGAGUCGCACAAUGUUUCUUCUGACACAAAACUUAUGGAGUUGUAUGGCAGGGAAUUCGGCACGUAUGACGUUCCCAUUGCAAACUGCAGUCAGGACCGGGGUGGAGGAUGGUGGUGGGGCAGUUGUGGUCAUGAUCACAUUACAGCGUUUUAUCCCGAAUGCAACAUGACGUCAAACCAGAGGCAACGCAUGAAAUUCUCCCCCAUCACCGGUAGAAACUGUGAUCGGGGGUGUCUACUCCAGGCCGCUACGAUGAAGAUUCGGCGAAAUGUUUAGUAUGAUAAACGGACCAUGUUCUUUGCACGUGACUGUUUAUUACCCGUUGGACCGCUCCUGUACCCUCUUCGUCCAGUUCCAUAACAGCUAGGACCUCUGGUAGAGAGUGCAACUCUAAGCCUCUAACGCUCAUCUGUGUCUUCAUAUUGUUAAUUUCUGCAUGACAAAAAAGACGGGUGGGGACAGCAUAUAUGCAUUACAUAGUUGAUAAUUACAGUAUGGAUAUAUUUUUCUUUUAUGUAUUCGUUUCAUUUGAGGUUCCCAUUUUUAAGUUAUUGUCCACCACUGAUCCCUAUCAUCAUUGCACAUGGUAUGAUUUAUGUAUAUAGCUUUAGACCAUUAUGGUGUAUCAGUUCUCUUACAACAAUACACCGGUUAUGUUUGAAGAAGAACAUGUACAAACACAAAACUCCGUUUUCAAAAAUAUGCCUAUUAUUUAACAUUGUAGCAAUCACAAUGGCUUCACGCCGUUGUGGUUUGACAAAAGACACAUAUUUAUCCUAAAUUCACCAGAAGAAAUGAAUUUAUGAUUACAUUCGUCCUCAAUUCGGUGUUAGACAGACUCAAUAGAUUCAUUAACAAGAUAAGUGUACCCAGAUAUCAAUCAGGUCCGACACAAAGAGCCGGAUGGCACAUGCGUCAUAUCUGAACCACAGCAAAAGCAACCUCUCAGUAAAGUUGGUUCUGUUAUAUCCCUUGCAAACAUUUUCAAUUCAAGACCCAUUGUAUUUAUCGGUAGCUCUCAGAUUAGCAAAGUUAAUCGUUGAUAUUAUAUAGUGCGGUCUAAGCAUAUAAAAAGAAAAAAAUGAGUAUGUAUUCUACUGUAACGUGCUCAUCAACAAAAUAAACAAUUCCUUCAUUAAUGUCAGGAAUAAAGCAGAAUAAUUAAAAUUACGCGUGGAAGAACAUCAUUAUGGUACAUUGUAUUUUGAAGCACUGUCAAUAAAGGCCCUUUUACAGUUUUGAUGGAUCGACCCAACUUAGACCGCGAUCAGGAAGCCAGUAGUGCCUUGGCGGUGAUCUGCGCUCUCGGAGUGCUUUUCUAGUUUUUAUAUGUAAGACAAUUUACCGCAAAAGUAUGUCGUUCGAUAAAAAAUAUUGCAUGUUAAGCUAAUAUGAACAUUAACACAUGUUGUUUAAUUAAAAUCCGGUAACUACAUCAACAAAGAGUAUCGAUUUUGUCUCAUCGGGGAUUCUUUAAUUAUCUAUACCCGAAUUUAAGUUUGAUGCAUAAAGGACAAGUAUGGC
Messenger RNA from Lingula anatina, 1863 nucleotides. Its product is annotated as angiopoietin-1. The record is from RefSeq and is a predicted model, not a curated record. NCBI's taxonomy places the organism in Eukaryota, Metazoa, Brachiopoda, Lingulata, Lingulida, Lingulidae.